GGUGGUCGGAAGCCAGAGUUAAUCGGUGUGGCAUUCAAUCGUAUAAUGAAAUUGAAUAUUGAUACUGGUGAGGGUUUGAAAACGUGGCGAUUCUCUGCAAUGAAGAAAUGGCAUGUGAAUUGGGAAAUCCGCCAUCUGAAGGUCAGUCAGUUCUGGAGGUUUAUGAAGAUCAAGCAAGAUGUUCUGGAGUUAUGCUCACGAUUAGAGUGUAUAAGUCUAGAAUGUUUCCGUAUGUGA
Molecule: messenger RNA, 237 nt
Organism: Anisakis simplex (herring worm)
Lineage: Eukaryota; Metazoa; Nematoda; Chromadorea; Rhabditida; Anisakidae
Source: the annotation of a GenBank genome assembly